Messenger RNA from Populus nigra (black poplar), 1411 nucleotides. RefSeq lists its product as uncharacterized. NCBI's taxonomy places the organism in Eukaryota, Viridiplantae, Streptophyta, Magnoliopsida, Malpighiales, Salicaceae. The record is from RefSeq and is a predicted model, not a curated record. The coding region runs from base 1 to 933 and encodes 310 amino acids. Gene Ontology annotation, cellular component: chloroplast. Gene Ontology annotation, biological process: protein folding. The transcript is spliced from 3 exons. Gene Ontology annotation, molecular function: protein homodimerization activity; adenyl-nucleotide exchange factor activity; protein-folding chaperone binding.
AUGGCUAUUUCCCUCUCUAACCACACUCUCUUAGCUCCUCCUCGCCUCUCCGCUUCUUCUUUCUCUUCAAAACCCUCCAAAACCCUAGAAACCAAAACCUCAUCAUUACCCCUUCAACCUCUACUCCACAGACCCCUCCGUCUCUGCAAACCCAUCAAUGCCUCCCUUCUCCCCAAUUCCUCUCCAAUCCCAAUUAACUGCAAGAACAGGCGUUCUUUGAAGGCUUUUCUUGCACCUCAAGACUCUACAAAUGAGAAGGAAGAAGGUCCGAAACGAGGACCCGGUCUGAAGAACCUUUUGAAGAUUUACAGGCAGGCUAUUUCUUGCGGAGAUGAGAAGACCAUGUUGGAUAUUGAGGCUAAGAUAGGCGUCAUAGAAAAAGAGAAUAACGAAUCAGUCAAGAAAGUGUCACCUUCAUCGGCUGAGAUAACCUCUGGGAAGGAGAAAUGUAUCCGUUUGCAAGCAGAUUUUGAUAAUGUUAGGAAAAGGACGGAGAAAGAGAAGCUUAACAUCAGGAGUGAUGCCCAGGGAGAAGUGAUUGAGAGCCUGCUGCCCGUGGUGGACAGUUUUGAGAGAGCAAAGCAACAAGUACAGCUGGAAACAGGUAAAGAAAAGAAGAUUGAUACAGGUUACCAGGGUAUAUACAAGCAUUUUGCGGGCAUGAUGAGGAGCUUGCAGGUGGCUGCUGUGCCAACGGUUGGAAAGCCUUUUGAUCCUUCGCUUGAUGAGGCCAUUGCACGUGAAGAGUCUCCAGAGUACAAAGAGGUAAUUAUAAUUCAAGAAUUCAGGCGUGGAUUUCUCCUUGGAAAUCGGUUAAUAAGACCAGCUAUGGUUAAUCUAUAUCACGAAAAGAUGGCACGAUACCCGCUGAAUCUACUCUUUCUGCACUCUGGAAGGGGCAGCAUUUCUUGUUUACUGAAACGCUUUUCAUGAUAGCUCAAAUUCGUUUGAUGCAAAAUACCAAUCAACAAUGAUAAUUGACGUGCGUGGAACGUUAACAACAAUCAUGCAACUUCAGAUUGACACUGACUUCUCGAACAAUUAACAACAAUCAUGAGACUACAGAUUUUCUGAAACUUGAUUCUCUGUUGGGAACCGAGGAUGGCUGUAGUUUCUCAUUCCUUUGCCAUCCCUUUCUCCCCGUCUAGACAAGUGAAGUUCAAUCUUCAGCUAAUCCAGAGCUGUUUAUCCUGCAUUGCCACCAAUCCUCCCAUUAGAUUUCAUAAUUUACUAAGGUAAUGUUUGGAGUGCAUUGGACUGAACAAUUUAUCCUAUUGUCUGGUAGACAUUGAACAAGACAGAACAACAAAUUGUAAUGACAAUGACAGUAAUACCUCUCUUGUCUAAUGUUUUAAGUGAAGAUUAUAACACAUAUUUUAAUCCUAAAAAUUAAUAUAUAUAUUUUUUUUAA